AUGUUGACUCCCAUUCAUUUCGCUGCUCUUACCUGGGCUUUCGUUUUGAUCUCUCGUCGUCUCUGGAAUCUCGCAAGACAGCCAAAACCUGCACAAUCGGGACAACCCGUUUAUUCUGAUGAUAAACCCGUCUCGGAUCCUUACUUAUGCCACCAGCUCAUCCAGGGUAAACUGACUCAAGGCUCCAAACGUAACCGAGUAUCGUUUCUAUCUUCAAAGGCCAUGCCCAACAAAGGGCUGCAGACUGUUUUCGGCAUUAAAAAUGCCUUUACGAGCGAUGACGCUCCAUUAGUCAAGGAAUUUAUCGAUGACGCUAGGCGCCGCAUCAAGCUAAAGCCUGAGGAGUGGUCCGGAUUGACCCCUAUGCUUGUGGAUGUUGCGAGAAACUGUAUAAUUGUUGGCUAUAACACCGAUGGGAUGGAAAACAGGCUGCGGGGGUCAGCACUGUCCUACCAGCCUGGCAUUCCUUCUUCUACUAGGUUCAAUAUCACGAGCCUAGUCCAAGUAGUCACGCUAAGGGCCAUUCUAGCAACAGUGCUAAAGGUUGAGGCAAAAGAUUGCCCUAGUAAUCUGGACAUACUAAAUUUAGCCCGGCAAAUCAACGAAGGCUGGAUUCAGUCUAAAAAUGGCAACAGGCCCGGUAGGGAUGACUCCGUUAUGCUUAAUUUUGAGCAGAACAAGGCAAUCCAGGCCAGCCUUCAAGCAGUAUUCCCCAAUCAGGCUGAGCAUGGACUGAACCCGCUGAAUAUCCUCCUGCCGUCAUUCGAGACCAUGUGGAGAGUUGUCCUACGUGCGCUGUUAGAGCUCAAGUUUCAGACGGGUUGUGAAAACCCGGAGUGGGCGAAAGCCAUGGUAUCAUUCUGUUGGAACGUGACCAAGGAGGAGUUUGAAAGGCGCCCAAGUCUUCGAAUGACAACAUCAACCAAGGUAGUCAUCGGGGGCGAUAGUCGGCCAAGCCAAGAGAAGACGCCAUCGGCAAAAGAUAUUGUCCUGGAAUCUUUGAGAAUGUAUCCACCUACUCGGCGCAUCUACCGGGCGUAUGUGUGGGACGAUUACCCAGCGUCAUGUGAACCUGAGCCAAUAUACAAGGCUGCAGAUAUCGAAGCUUGCCAUUUGAGAACUAAUAUUUGGGGAUCGAAUGCUGUCAACUUUGACCCGGCCCGCUGGAUGACCAUCACCCGUGCGGACCGUGCCCAGACCCACGCAUUCAUGCCCUUUGGCUAUGGCGUAUGCGAAUGCCCUGCGAAGGCAGUUUUUGGACCACGGAUGAUCGGGGUUUUAGUGGGCGCGUUGCUUUCUGCCCUGGAUGAUGAGGAAGGUCAGUGGACGCUGUGUUGUGCUGAUAAUCAUGUCAUGAGCUGUCUUGCCACCAAGGGGAGACUCAGCUUAGAGAGGGAUGCCUUCAACAAGUUGGAGGUGAUGCGCUCCGAGUCUGGUGAGUAA
Messenger RNA from Penicillium malachiteum, 1443 nucleotides. RefSeq names its product Cytochrome P450. Gene Ontology annotation, molecular function: iron ion binding; heme binding; oxidoreductase activity, acting on paired donors, with incorporation or reduction of molecular oxygen. Lineage: Eukaryota; Fungi; Ascomycota; Eurotiomycetes; Eurotiales; Aspergillaceae. Bases 1 to 1443 code for a protein of 480 amino acids. The transcript has a single exon. The record is from RefSeq and is a predicted model, not a curated record.